This is a messenger RNA of Artibeus jamaicensis (Jamaican fruit-eating bat), 3453 nucleotides long. It is a transcript of the gene CUNH17orf78, whose product is annotated as chromosome unknown C17orf78 homolog. The record is from RefSeq and is a predicted model, not a curated record. The transcript has 7 exons. Bases 77 to 952 code for a protein of 291 amino acids. Lineage: Eukaryota; Metazoa; Chordata; Mammalia; Chiroptera; Phyllostomidae.
UCCAGGGCAGAAGAAACACCUAGAGACAAAGCUGUAAGGGACUGUCUCUUCAAGGGGCACACAUGCUCAAGCUGACAUGGAUACCAUCUUGGUUUUCAGCCUGAUUAUUACAUCCUAUGAUGCCAACAAGAAAGAACCCAGAGGGAGCAGCUGCCAAGUGGAGGAGCUCCCUGGGCUCUUCCCAGAGGAUGUGGGAAGCAUCAGGGGUACGCUAAUGCCAGAAGCCCAGGCAGAAGCCAACAGAUCCACCUUCAUCCAGAACCUGACUGUGGCUACCUUGCAGUGCCUUGGCUCUGGGAGGAGAGUGAGACUCAACCUUGUACAUUCAGAGAAAAGGCCAAAGGUCAAGCACACUCUAAAGAACCUGAGAGUCAUCGCUGCUCCCCACAGGAACAGCACUGCCUUCCCCAGCUGUCAGCUAACCCUCACCUCCAAGUCUCAGGCCGGAUCCCUUCUAACGGGCAAAGCUUUUUUACCAGGAAUCUCCCAAUGUAAGGUCUAUCCAGUGAUGAGAGCCUCGUCAGAGACUUUUCCCACCACGACCACCUCCUUAACUGCAGGGAAUGAAGGAGAGGAAACUACAAGUAUCGAUGACUUUUCUAGCUCUUUCACACAAGACACAGACAAGGACCUAGAGGAGAGGCGGAAAUGGAGCGCUGUGGUCAAAUUUCUGAUUGCUGUCACUCUGUUGCUCAGUGCAAUUGCCAUUACAGUGUUUGUCAUUUUUGAAGUCCCUUGUCCUAGACAAUGCCUGAGAGCCAGAGAGCUGUGCCGAUGCCCGCGCUUGUGGAUAAAGCGAAGGGAGGGAGGCCAGCAACCUGAGGCAGCGGGAUCCCAGCCUGCCUCUCAGCCGGAGAAGGAAAGUGUUCUCUGUGUGGAUGGACAAAAUGCUCCCAACUCAAGCUCAGAGAAAGCCACAGAGGUCACUGUCAUCUACCAGACAUACUUCUGAAAAGUUCUGCUCUGCCUCACACUCUACAUUCUCCCUAGUAUUAAUCAAGAUAGGCAGAUUGUUGCCAAUUCUACACUCUUAUCUUCAGCAGGAACAUUACAAUAAAAAAAGUACUGCCAGGUCCAUGAAGGGGGAGCGCGGGCUUAGCAAUCAAUUACCUUCAUGCCACUGCUACUGACUGAGUCACAAGCCUCUGGGAUUUACUCUGCACUUCCACAAUAAAUGGGUAUCUUCUCAUCCCCUCCAAUGAAAACAGCAAGUCUCCCCUCUAAGCACUGUGAAUGGGCCUAUUGCUUCUUUUGACAAAAGGUUUAAACACAGCCUCCAACGAACAGGGAAAAGCAGCCACAAGUGUGGCUCAGUUCACCAGCUGCUGUGUUAUCUUCCCUGCUGACUCCAUGCUCACUGGCUCUCAACUUGGCUUCGGGUGGUGUUCCGGUUUUCUCAAGGCUCACAGUCAGUCGUAAGGUUUUAUGAUUUAGCCUCUGCUAAAUCACAGGUAGCUAGCAACACACUGGUGAAAGGAAUGUGAAUUUAAGCAUUCUGAAUGUCCUCCUCAGAAACCUCUAAAGGGCUGAGAGACUGCAUACUAAUAGGACCCAGAUGAGGUCUCCUGAUGACCCGGAGUUCCUAAAGUGGGUCUGACGCAUCCUACCAUAACAGUGAGCCGUGUGCACUUUGAAGAGGACGCCAGAGCAAAAUGAUUAUGACGAUCUUUCUCUUGGAGGCACAGGUGUGAGUAAAGUCUGACCUGCUUAAGUAAGAGUUUAGCAAAAAAAGAAAAAGUAUAAAGAGCUGAUGCUAAAGCAGGAUUUAGGUUAAAGAGAGAGAGAGAGAGAGAGAGAGAGAGAGAGAGAGAGAAUGGUGAGAGGGACAAAACUAGUCCUGCCUCUUUUCCUAAGAGGCUAAAACCAUUCCAUUUUGUUUUGGUGAAAUGCGCCUGUUUCUAAGUAAUUGUUUUCUUAGUUCACUGGCAAAAACCACACACAACUUGUAGCCUUUCACUCACUUCAAGUAUUUGCAAAAAAUAAAAACAGUGGUUCUCAAAUCUGUACCAACAGAAGAAUAUAUCUCGCCAUAAGCCCUGAAUUUACAUGCAAGCCAAGCCUGGAAGAGAUGGAACAGACACAAAACGUGGAUGAUGGUAGUUUUCACGGAAGCCCUAGAAAUCCUCUAGGCAGCCUAAAGUUCCAUAGACUUGGAAAUGCAGCAGGUAAAAACAGAGCACUGGGGCUCGCGUUUGGAUAAACGAGUGUGUUAUUUGCACCCUCCCACUGAUUCCCAUGACCUCCAGUUCAGCCUGCCACCUGUGGUUCAGUCCGAUCAUGAAGCAGAAAAAAGAGAAGACAGUUUUUUGCUGCCCGAAUCAUGAGGGAGGAUGAUUAAAAGCAUCCUAUAUUCAGAAGCUCGUGGUCUAGAACUGCUGUCUAUACUCAUCUACACCUUUCCCAGCUUCCUCCACCUCAGAAUGUCCUUCCGUCCAGAAACAAGAGAUUUCUCAGGAGACGAAAUCUGGAGCAAAGUCAACAUUUGUUAAGUCUUCUGCAAAGAGUUUAUUUUGUAUAACAUUUAUAGUGACUUUCUUUACAGAAACUCACUGAUGGGAUCACAAUUAUUUAUUUUGUUUGGGGGACAACUUGUUUCCCCUGACAAGGCAAGGAGCCGCCGAGGAUUCUCUGACUCCCUAACCAGUUAACCACUUUGAAUCCCGUAUUCUCUUAACAGUGAAGAUCUUUGAAAACCAAGAGAUGAAUGGGACCCAGAGCCCAGAGCAGAAGGGAAGGGAAAACACCCUUAUGGACUUUGGGCUGGGCACUGCUGUCUGCAGAUCACUUCGUGGCAGGACACAAUCCUCCCUGUCACCACUAGAGAGUAAGUUAUAGUCUAGUCUGAACUUGACAAAACACUGUUUCCAUGGAAUGUCAACUAUUCCUCUCAGAAGUGACUAGUUAGCAAGGUUUUCAUUGCAAAUUCUUUCUCAUUAAAAGUUGCCACCCUUUGGUUUUCAAUUAUUAAAAUACAUUCUCAUUAUAACAAUUUUUAGAAAAUACUGAAAAACAUAAAGAAUAAAAGAAAAAAUAUUAUACCUAAUCCUUCCUCCCAGGGGUAAUCAUGAACACUUUGAUUUAUAACUCUUUGAUUUAUAUAUCCUUAUAUAACUCUUUGAUAUACAUAUCAUUAGAUGUAAAAAGACACAUAUGUCACAAAUAACAUCAUAUUCUUCAUACCAUUUUAAAGCUUUCUCCCCUUUUUUUGGCUAAUAUAUUAGUACUACAUGCCCAGGUACCACAAGUAUUGUGUUUUUUUCAAGUCUUAGAGAAGACUGAAAGUCACUCUACCUUUUCUAAGGGUCUAAAUCACCCCAAUACUUUUUAAUAGAUCCAAAGAUUAAGGUAAGAAGUUGGCUAGGGCAGAGAAGCCACACUGGCAGAAAAUUCCAAUUUAAACAUUUGAAGGUAUUGCUGAAUGAUAUUAAUAGUUGUAUGUGUGUAUGUGUUAAA